AUGUCGACGCCGAGCCAGCUCUUCCUCCUCUCCGACCACAUCAAGCUGUCGCUGCUGGAGCGGAAGCGUGCGCAGAGCCUGAACCUCGAGGACGAUACCCAGGAUGGCCACAUCUCCCGCUCUCUGGACCAGUUCCGCGACGGCGUCGCAAGUCUCGGUGACGAGCGACAACGCCUGGCCGACGCCGGUGAUGCGACUGGUGCCUCGAACAUGGCAGAGUCUAUCGCAACCCUCCAGAAGCAGCUGGACGACUUGACAGCUCAGUUCCAUGGCUUCGCCAACCCCUCGACCACGGCCACUCUCAUUCAGCCCAACUCGGAGGCCCUCGCUGAGGACUUCGCCCAUGCUGCCUCAACAUCACCCUCCGGCCGCAAGCCCAAGACGGUGCGCUUCAGCGAUACGCCGCCGUCCCCGUCCGACGAACUCUUCGGCCGCUACCGCGAUGACCCGGCCACCGCCGACACGUCCGGCUAUCAGGACGAAGCCGCCGGCAUGUCCAACCAGCAGAUCCACGAGUACCACUCGCAGAUCCUGGACCAGCAGGAUGAGCAGCUCGAUCAACUGGGCGUGUCAAUCAGCCGCCAAAGAGAGCUGAGCAUGCAGAUUGGCGAUGAGCUCGACAGCCACGUUGCAAUGCUUGACGAGGUCGAGGGCGUCACCGAUCGCCACCAGAGCCGCCUGGACCGCGCCAGCCGUACCCUGGGCAAGGUUGCUCGCGGUGCCAAGGAGAACUCGCAAAUGACAGCCAUCGUCGUUCUUAUAAUCAUCCUCAUUCUUCUCAUCGCCAUCUUGAAAUAG
Molecule: messenger RNA, 798 nt
Organism: Ilyonectria robusta
Lineage: Eukaryota; Fungi; Ascomycota; Sordariomycetes; Hypocreales; Nectriaceae
Exons: 2
Coding region: 1-798 (265 amino acids)
Biological process (GO): intracellular protein transport; vesicle fusion
Cellular component (GO): SNARE complex; endomembrane system
Molecular function (GO): SNARE binding; SNAP receptor activity
Source: RefSeq, a predicted model, not a curated record